CAUGAAUUAAGGUAACAAGCGGUUGUUUACAUCGGAAUAGAGCAGGCUGUUCGGAAACGUAAUUAAUUUUGUGACUUUGAAGCUACGACUGGAACCAACAUCUGGUCUAUGGCAAGUACCUAACUUAUCUGUACGAUGCCCUGAUGGUUCGGGAUGUUGGUUGGUUACAGCAGCAGCUCUGAGGAGGACAGUGAACCCGGAAGUGAAGCGAGGAGUCGAAAUAGCCGAAGAUCAGUGGAGGAAGAUGAGGGAACCCGAGACCUUCCAACCAAGAAGAAAGCCAGAACCGAGGAGCUGGAUCCUAAAACGAGUCUGAUUAUUUCAGGUGAAAAUAAAACGUGCAUGUCCUGCAGACUGCCUCUGCCCGGUUGCCUCCUGAGCAUGUUCCCUGAUGACGACGAUGAAGCACUGACUGAAGACAGCUCCCUUCAUGGUGGACGCAUCCGCUCCUUCAAGCACGAGAGAGGAAAUUGGGCCACUUAUGUUUAUCUGCCUUACCCUCCUGAGGAGGAAUUUGAGGAGCUUUUAGAGGAGUUGCUGUCAGCCUUGGGGGCUCAUGGUCUGAUGCUGACGCAGCAGGAGGAGUUCCACCUGAGUCUGUCUCAGACGGUGGUGCUCAGGCACCACUGGAUCCAGCCAUUUACACAAAGCCUCCAGUCGGGCCUUUCUCAAUGCGGAAGGUUUGCGUGUUCAGCAGCAACGCUGAAGGUCUACUGCAACGCUGAGAGGACAAGGACCUUCUUGGGGAUGGAAGUGUCCACCGGUCAUGCUCAGUUGUUGGAUCUGGUCCGAGUUGUCGACAAAACAAUGAUCGAGUUUCAAUUGGACACUUUUUAUAAGGAACCAUCUUUCCACGUGAGUCUGGCCUGGUGUGUGGGAGACCAGACGGAGAAGAUGAAGGAACUCUUACAGGAGCUGCAGAUUAUGGUAGAUGAUCGUGAAGAAGGGCCGUUUCUGUUGAGGUUGGACUGUGUAGAAGUUCGCUGCAGGACAGGAAACAAGACUUUUCGUUUCUCACUAAAGACCUCGUGAGUGAGCAGACUGGCAUUGAGUCUGCGACUCACAGCUGCAAAAAAACAGAUGUUACAGACGACGGCUUACAAGCAUCAUCAGGCAGUCUAGAGCCACAGGUUGUUUUUUUUGUACCAAAGAUAAACUAAAUAAAGCUGCUACUUGUUUUGUACAUCUUUUUGUUGGUGACUUGUUCUUCACAAAACCAAUUUUUAUUGCGUGUGCUGGAAGCUGCUAUGAUGCAAAGACAGCUUCUCUGAGAGGAAGCUGGGCUUUUACUUAGCUCUGAAACCUCAGUGAGUCACAGGCUGAUAUUCACAAGAAAAUAGAGAAGGUAAUUUGCUUAUAAGACUUAUGAGAAUGAGGAAGCAUUUUUUUUCUCCAUGUCUCAUUGCUCCAUUAAAACUGGCAAAUGCUGAAUGUAAGGGAAGUAAAUUCAGAAGAGAAAAACAAAAUAACUCUUUUCAAAGUCAAAGAAUAAACAAAGUUGAAAACAUGUAAAUCCUGAAAGCUGUGUAGCGAUUUUAAAUUUCACAGAAUAGCUAUUUCCUAUGUCAUAUGACAUGACAUUACUCAGCUCUAUGCAGUAUCAAAAUUACUAAUAUAGACGAGGAAAAAAAUAAUGCCAAAUGCUGAAUGAGAGAAAUGUGUUUUAUGAUUCUCUAACUAAAAAUAAAACUGAGUCAUGAGUGGUUCACUUGAAGUAUUUUACUCUACAGAAGGCAGCUUGUUUAUGAUACACAUUUAUAAUCACUUACAGCAGAAGUGAAACUUUAUAGUAAUAUCAUUUUGGUCAGUGAGGGCUUCAUGGCACAGUACAGGUCCAGGUCCAGAGUUUUCUCUCCACAUCUGCACAGCAGGAUCUGGGUUUCUCUAAAAGGUCUGAACAUUUAACAACUUAAAACAGGGAGGAAAAGUAUAAAACAUCUAGGAGAUGAUCCAUGUCGGUCAGGAA
Molecule: messenger RNA, 1966 nt
Organism: Xiphophorus maculatus (southern platyfish)
Lineage: Eukaryota; Metazoa; Chordata; Actinopteri; Cyprinodontiformes; Poeciliidae
Gene: usb1
Product: U6 snRNA biogenesis phosphodiesterase 1
Exons: 7
Coding region: 154-1032 (292 amino acids)
Biological process (GO): U6 snRNA 3'-end processing
Cellular component (GO): nucleus
Molecular function (GO): 3'-5'-RNA exonuclease activity
Source: RefSeq, a predicted model, not a curated record